Messenger RNA from Racocetra fulgida, 379 nucleotides. Lineage: Eukaryota; Fungi; Glomeromycota; Glomeromycetes; Diversisporales; Gigasporaceae. The record is from the annotation of a GenBank genome assembly.
UGAUGAAGAAGAGGAGGAAAAGCAGGCUUAUGCGCCAAUUAAUAUAGACAUUGAUGAGGUUAAAAAUAAUUUGUACAAUGCAAUGAACCACUAUUGGUCUAACUUAACAACACCUAAAUUACUUUUGCCUAGUCUUUUGGAUCCCAGAUGUAAAAAUCUAUCUUUUGUCUCGUUCGCUGAGCGGUUCGCUACUGAAAAUCUACUUCGUGAAGAAUAUAAUCAAAUGAAAAAUAAGUUAGAUAAAGAAAAAAACAAAGUAGUUAGAACAGAGACUCAUAUAAAAAAACAUAAUACUAAAACUGUAAUUGAGGAGAUUUCAGAGUACUUAAAGCUUGAAGAGAUUGAUUUUGACUGUGAUUCUUUAAGGGUGUUAUUUUGA